UUGCAGAAAUUUUGUAAAAAAUAAAAAUGUGCUGUGGUUGAGUGGAAACAAUAGUGCCAGUACCAGGAUGUGCAGGAUUUUGAAUUUUACUGCUGAAUAUCUUCUUCCCAGGAGUAGGAACAAUGCUCAGUUCAUGAAUGGGCAGAGACGGAUUCGUACCAGUCCAAUGCUUGAUCGGAAUUCUACAACUAAUCUUAACCCCAGGUCUUAUCGGUUGGAUCUGGUCUAUAUGGUGGGGAUGUUUGAUCAUGAGCAAAUCAGAUAACUCAGGGCCGAGAGGCGGGCAUUAUUCGCGAGCAUAAUUAUCUUCAUUAUUAAAGAUUCU
Molecule: messenger RNA, 325 nt
Organism: Moneuplotes crassus
Lineage: Eukaryota; Ciliophora; Spirotrichea; Euplotida; Euplotidae
Source: the annotation of a GenBank genome assembly